AUGACUCAGGAAGCCCUCCUCCCUGUAAUCUCUUUGCGUGUCCCAACCUCUCCUCAGGCUCGGGCGAAGCGAAGAAUAGCUACCCUGAUGGAAGAGGUCGAACUUCUGAAGCAGGACAAAGCAACCAAGCAGAGGAAGACCACGUAUUAUGUUUCACAGGGUCGAGCAAUCCGUCGUCUGGUCGCCCUGUACACUCCUAUAGAGGAUUUGAUCUCUGAAAACGACCGACGAUGCGAACAUGAAGAUACUAGUGGCGUUUCUACUGUAGAGCAAGACCGCCUACAACGCAGUUACGUCGAACUUGUCAAGGCGUUACCGUGGAUUCACGACAAGAUAGCAAGCCUUGACGACGAGGAGUCUGAAGACAUGCUUAGAAAGCUCAAGCGAGGUGCGGACUCGGCUCGCGGCGAUGAUACGGGUACCCUCAAAGAGCUUGUUGCAUCAUGGGUAAAUAUCGAGUUUCGUCCAACUCCACUGAUCUCGACCAGCGACAAGCAUCAUCGAGGUUUCGUAAACGACAUAUGUGCAGUCAAGGCUGGCAUUCGAGACCGUACGGCUGCUUACAUUGUCUCCGAAAACUCAUGGCCCCUAUUCAUGUAUCAAAAUUGUGCAGCUGAUGCCGGUAAUCUAGAGUACGGUCUCAUGAAGUCUAAACUAUUGGUGAUGGGGUUGAAGGCCCUCUUUACCUCUCCCUCAUCUGCCAACGAAAUGGAUGGUGAAGGUCAAGGCACCGAUAUCAUCGAGAACAAUCGACGUGCACGAAGACAGGAUCAAGCCAAAGUAAAGACGUGUGUCGCGUCUAUCAUAGACGGAGACUUCGAUUACGAGAUCUUUUGGAGCAAUGUUGUAGAUUUUUUCGAGGAUGCCCCGGGUCCAGCUGCGCGUGCUAGGGUCAACGAACUUCUUGAGUGGUGGACCAGAAAAGUUUUUGGAAAAAAUCACAGACAGGACCUAACGUCAGACGUAAUUUCCCGAAUGUCCGUCCGCACACUUGCUGCCCAGAGACUGGCGAUGGAAGACGCUGCAUUUGAUUCUGACUCUUGA
Molecule: messenger RNA, 1044 nt
Organism: Suillus plorans
Lineage: Eukaryota; Fungi; Basidiomycota; Agaricomycetes; Boletales; Suillaceae
Exons: 8
Coding region: 1-1044 (347 amino acids)
Source: RefSeq, a predicted model, not a curated record